Molecule: messenger RNA, 4033 nt
Organism: Myodes glareolus (Bank vole)
Lineage: Eukaryota; Metazoa; Chordata; Mammalia; Rodentia; Cricetidae
Source: RefSeq, a predicted model, not a curated record
GGCCGAGCGGAGGCGGGUCCCACCGUGCCGCAGUGUUCGCCUGGGCCCGACCUGGGCCCGGCCUGGCCCGGCAGGAAAAGCCGCGGCUGCGCGAUUCGCCCGGGCUGCGGCUCAGGCCGCGCUUUGUUUGGUUUCGGGGCCGGCACUCUCCGUCCCCACCCCUCCUUGGGGCUUCCCGGCUGGCUCACCCACCCCACCAGAGUCUGUUGGCGGCCGGGGGCGGGCAAAGGGUGGGAUUUUUCUCCCCCUUUUUGCCGCCUGGCUGGGUCUGGGCUCCCCCUUUCUCGUGAUGAUGUUCCUGCAGAUAUGGUUGCAGAAGAAUCAGGUCCUGGUGCACAAAAUAGUCCAUACCAACUUCGUAGAAAAACUCUUUUGCCAAAAAGAACAGCGUGUCCUACAAAGAACAGUAUGGAGGGUGCCUCAACUUCAACUACAGAAAACUUUGGUCAUCGAGCAAAGCGUGCAAGAGUGUCUGGGAAGUCACAAGAUCUAUCAGCAGCACCUGCUGAACAAUAUCUUCAGGAGAAACUGCCAGAUGAAGUAGUUUUAAAAAUCUUCUCUUAUUUACUGGAACAGGAUCUUUGUAGAGCUGCUUGUGUGUGUAAACGCUUCAGUGAACUUGCUAAUGAUCCCAUUUUGUGGAAACGAUUAUAUAUGGAAGUAUUUGAAUAUACUCGCCCUAUGAUGCAUCCUGAACCUGGUAAAUUCUAUCAGAUUAAUCCAGAAGAAUAUGAACAUCCAAAUCCAUGGAAAGAGAGUUUUCAGCAGUUGUAUAAAGGUGCACAUGUAAAGCCGGGAUUUGCUGAGCAUUUCUAUAGUAACCCUGCAAGAUACAAAGGAAGAGAAAAUAUGUUGUAUUAUGAUACUAUUGAAGAUGCCCUUGGUGGAGUACAGGAAGCACAUUUUGAUGGGCUUAUCUUUGUUCAUUCUGGGAUAUAUACUGAUGAAUGGAUUUAUAUUGAAUCUCCAAUCACUAUGAUUGGUGCAGCACCUGGGAAAGUGGCAGACAAAGUUAUCAUUGAAAACACUAGAGAUUCAACUUUUGUUUUUAUGGAAGGUUCUGAAGAUGCUUAUGUUGGCUAUAUGACCAUACGAUUCAACCCUGAUGACAAAUCUGCUCAGCAUCAUAAUGCCCACCACUGCUUAGAAAUUACAGUGAACUGUAGCCCUAUUAUUGAUCACUGUAUCAUCCGAAGUACAUGUACAGUUGGUUCUGCAGUGUGUGUUAGUGGUCAAGGAGCAUGUCCCACCAUCAAACAUUGUAACAUCAGUGACUGUGAAAAUGUCGGGCUUUAUAUAACAGAUCAUGCACAGGGAAUAUAUGAAGAUAAUGAAAUUUCUAAUAAUGCAUUAGCUGGGAUAUGGGUUAAAAAUCAUGGAAAUCCAAUUAUUAGACGGAAUCACAUUCAUCACGGACGUGAUGUUGGUGUGUUCACAUUUGAUCAUGGCAUGGGUUACUUUGAAAGUUGCAACAUACACAGAAACAGGAUAGCAGGCUUUGAAGUGAAAGCCUAUGCUAAUCCCACAGUGGUUCGCUGUGAAAUUCACCAUGGGCAAACUGGAGGAAUAUAUGUCCAUGAGAAAGGAAGAGGACAGUUUAUAGAGAACAAAAUCUAUGCAAACAACUUCGCAGGCGUAUGGAUUACCUCAAAUAGUGACCCAACAAUAAGGGGGAAUUCUAUAUUUAAUGGAAAUCAAGGAGGAGUUUACAUCUUUGGUGAUGGACGAGGACUUAUUGAAGGAAAUGACAUUUAUGGCAAUGCAUUAGCAGGAAUUCAGAUUAGGACAAACAGCUGUCCUAUUGUUCGACAUAACAAAAUUCAUGAUGGGCAACAUGGUGGGAUUUAUGUGCAUGAAAAGGGACAAGGUGUAAUAGAAGAGAAUGAAGUUUACAGCAAUACUCUUGCUGGAGUCUGGGUGACAACUGGCAGCACACCAGUACUGAGAAGAAAUCGGAUACACAGUGGAAAGCAGGUUGGUGUUUAUUUUUAUGACAAUGGACAUGGUGUGCUAGAAGAUAACGACAUCUAUAAUCAUAUGUAUUCAGGGGUUCAGAUAAGGACUGGAAGCAACCCUAAAAUUAGACGCAACAAAAUUUGGGGAGGACAGAAUGGUGGAAUUCUAGUUUAUAAUUCUGGUCUAGGCUGUAUAGAAGACAAUGAAAUAUUUGACAAUGCAAUGGCUGGAGUCUGGAUUAAGACAGAUAGUAAUCCUACACUAAGAAGAAAUAAAAUCCAUGAUGGAAGAGAUGGUGGCAUCUGUAUAUUUAAUGGGGGUCGAGGUCUCCUUGAAGAAAAUGAUAUUUUCAGGAACGCUCAAGCAGGUGUUCUUAUCAGCACUAAUAGUCAUCCAGUCUUAAGGAAAAACAGAAUAUUUGAUGGAUUUGCGGCAGGUAUUGAAAUUACAAAUCAUGCAACUGCAACACUAGAAGGCAAUCAAAUUUUUAACAACCGAUUUGGAGGCUUAUUUUUAGCAUCUGGUGUUAAUGUGACAAUGAAAGAUAACAAAAUAAUGAACAAUCAAGAUGCCAUAGAAAAGGCUGUUAGUAGAGGACAAUGUUUAUAUAAAAUAUCAAGUUAUACCAGCUAUCCCAUGCAUGACUUCUACAGAUGUCAUACUUGUAACACCACAGAUCGAAAUGCCAUAUGUGUGAACUGCAUUAAGAAGUGCCAUCAGGGACAUGAUGUAGAAUUUAUUAGACAUGAUAGGUUUUUCUGUGACUGUGGUGCUGGAACACUGUCCAACCCUUGUACAUUAGCUGGUGAGCCUACACACGAUACAGACACAUUAUAUGAUUCUGCUCCACCUAUAGAAUCUAAUACGUUGCAGCACAACUGAAUUCCUCCCUAAAGAAAAAGUCCUGUCAUUCUAACAUCGUAACUUAAAAACAUUUUUUUUUUGGAAGAUUUAAAAUACUUGCCCAUGCUACAGAAAGAGACUGUACUGAAAAGAUGGAUACACAAGGUCAGUUGACACUAUGAAGCUCAAGCUACCAAAAAGAAAGUGGCAAUAUAUUGACUCAGGAUCUCAAAGCUGGGUAUUUUAGCAUUACUGUGUAAAGACUUUUGAAGGGACAGAAGUGAAGCUGCAAUUCUGUACAGAUACCAACUUCUGAAAAAGCUGGUGUUUUUACAACUAGCAUUGAAUGCAGUCCGAUUUGCAGUAGUAAUCUUCAAAUAGACAAGCAGCUUUGUUGCUGCCUUUAUGGACAUGGGUACCAAUUGCUUUUGUAAUAUGGUAAAAAUGUGAGCUAGCACUUCUGCAUUGAUUUUUUUAACAUGUAUUCAGAUUGAGAAUAUGAUUUUAAUGCUUUAAUCUCAUGUAGUUUGUUUUUAAUUUCAAGCAAAAUCUUAUUGUACUUGAAUGUGCCCUGUUUUGUUAGCACACCUAGACUUGCUGUAACUGUACUCAUGUCCCAGUAUGUACGUUCUUUCUAUGAAAGAGAAAAACACUAAUCUUAAAUUAUAUCCAGCAAUGUUUCUGGUAUCCUUUAAGAAAAGUUAAAACUAUUAUUUCCUUCCCUCUCCUGUGCAGCAUUCAAAAAAAAAAAAAAAAUUCAUCCCUAGAAAAAAAGUUGAGUGUGUUUUAAUGAGACUUCCUAGGAAGGGAUGCACUGUAAACAAAAGUAUUCUUGUAUCUCAGUUUUGUGAAAGGUAAAAACUACUAUGUUUUAAAGUUCACUUAUUAGAAAGUCUCUUCAAAACAGGCCUGUAUUUGAAUUCUGUUCAUAGUUUUUAUUUGAACAGUUUAGACAAGAUGGCUGGAAAUUAAAAGUUUCCUACAUUAAGCUGAGACCAGUAUAUAUACAGCCCUAUACAGUUUCAUAGCUCCCCCUCCCAUUUAUGUGUAUUGGUGACAGUGGGUAUAAACAGCCUGAAAGUGUAUGCAUGUACCAUAACAUCUAGACUUAAUAUAUUGUGGAGUAUUCAAUAACCAUUAUGUAGAAGGUAGAUGAGAAUUAAAAGGGUUUAAUUUCCUAGAAAGAAAAUGGAAAAAUGGUCAUUUUUAAAAAAUAAAGUUUAUUAGAUCAUAA